UUUUUUUGAAGGGAAGUCAGCAAAGGAGGAACUAAGUGAUAUCAAAACAUGAAGGGGCUUGUGUUCAUCAAUUUCUUACUUAUUUUGCUUGCAAACACUAUAGAAUCAAGGCACGAGCCAGGAAAUCAUCACUGGAGAAAUUUUAUCGACGACAAGUUGUUGCAUGAAGAAAUUCAAGAAUUUAUCCAUUCUGAUCCAAACUCACUUCGUUAUGAAAAAGAAACAGAAGAUUGUACCGAAACGUUGAAGAUUGAAGAUGGAAAGCUUUUUGUCAAAAAUAUUGAGUCUCGACCCCAAGCUACAUUUGACUUAGAUAUAGUCAAAACUAAACUUUUUUCUAAAGACAUAGAACUCCGACCAAGUGCAUCAUUUUAUCCCGACGACACCAAAAAAAAGUUUAUUGCUGAAGAUAUAGAACCACGACCAAAUCUCUCAUUUUAUCCAAAUGUUGUUAAAGUCGAACUUCUUUCCAAAGACAUACAACCACGACCAAGUGCCUCAUUUUAUCCAGAUGAUAUCGAAACAAAUCUUUCUAUCAAAGAUCGCGAUCACGAUGACCUCGAAGCUAAAGAUUUCCGGGUUGAUGCUCACCAUGACAAAGCUGUCAUAGAGGUCGCACAUGCUUAAUGUUAUGUCAAAACAUGCCAUAGAAAUAUACGAGAAUAAUUGAUCUCUUAAGGGAUUUACGAAUCCUUUAAGCUAUGAUCUAACGUGUUUACCGUUUGUGUAAUUUACUUUUCUGUUCAAUAAAAUUAACCGUGGGAAACUCCUCAAGGAACUAAACA
Cucurbita maxima (winter squash) is the source of this 785-nucleotide messenger RNA. RefSeq lists its product as uncharacterized. The record is from RefSeq and is a predicted model, not a curated record. The coding region runs from base 49 to 627 and encodes 192 amino acids. The transcript has 2 exons. Lineage: Eukaryota; Viridiplantae; Streptophyta; Magnoliopsida; Cucurbitales; Cucurbitaceae.